Messenger RNA from Pseudocercospora fijiensis CIRAD86, 1137 nucleotides. RefSeq lists its product as uncharacterized. Bases 411 to 782 code for a protein of 123 amino acids. The record is from RefSeq and is a predicted model, not a curated record. The transcript is spliced from 2 exons. NCBI's taxonomy places the organism in Eukaryota, Fungi, Ascomycota, Dothideomycetes, Mycosphaerellales, Mycosphaerellaceae.
AUCGUCGCCCAGUGGUUCGCCAGUCAUCCGUCCCAAUGACGCUGCAAGUGUGCCAACAAUCUCUGAGAGCCCAGCAUCAAGCAUGCCCAGCACUCCAAAGGACGGCCAGAGCAGGACCGAGUCCAUGAAGAAUGCCACGAAUGGUGACUAUUUCAGCCCUCGACUGGUGUCAAUGGCGAAGAGCAUGCCGAAUACUCCUAACGGGAGUGGUCGAGGCAUUAGCUUUAGUCCACGGAUCCAAUUCCACGACGUAUGGUCGAGCACCGAGUAUGACCGCCGAGGCGAGAUCGCCACUUGCAACCGCCUCACGCCAAUGCUCGCACAACAAAUCAAAGAGGAGCUCAACACUUUCAAAAUGGAAAUGGAAGUGCACGAAAUGAGCAAGCCUCACACACACUUUUUCUAACGACAUGACCCAAAAGUUGGCGGACACGAAGUACGAAACGCACUUAUGGAGCGAUAUCACAGCCUCUUCAUCUGCACGCCGCACGGUGCAUAUUUCCUUUUCUGGAACUCGGCCCGGAAGUGAUAGGAUAUCAUCUAAUCUUUUUUCGACAUGGGAAGCAAUUGGGAGAUCAUUCGCGAGGGCGUCCUGGGCACCGUUUCAAGAGCGGCUUGUGGUGUGUGUGCAGAAUACGGCGUUCUUCUUGAGCGGGGACAUUGGUUCUUACUGUCUUGCUACUUGGGUUGAGGUCUUCUUUGACACUUUGUUUAUUGUCUCCUCUGGAUUAGCGACUGCAUUUGCUUGCACUACACCAGACCAAUGGAGGAAGCAGUGGUGAGGAAGAAGAAGAAAUUCAGAAACAUCGCCAUUUUCAACCUUUGGUCACAUCUCCACACCAUAUGUUUCUCUCCCUCGCUUUCGAGGUUAUCACUAUUCGAUACCAGGACGACCGUCAGUAUGAGAGGGCUUUGGGCUGCACCCCUGGCCUGGCGGAAAACUCUGCUGGCAGCGGCUGCGGGUUGGAAUUCCAAGGACCAACCAACCAUUGUUGUUGUUGAUGGUACACUUUGAUUGACUAGAUGAAGGGAAGGGUCAAGAUGAAUGGCAUGGACAUGGCACAUCGUUUCGAUGGGUCUCUCCAAUGAAGGGAUUGUUUAUGUUGUGUAUAUUCAAUGGAAUGCCAGACGGAAAGU